UCGAAUAUUCUUAUUUGCAUACAUCGGAAAGUUAGUGAUCCGUAGCCCCAUCUGGCGCACGCGCAUUGAACACUCAGAACAUCAUGGCGGACACCAAGAAAAAAACUCCCGAGACGGAGAAGAAGAAAGAUGCGACUAAAGAGACUAAAGACAAGAAGGAGAAAGGAGAAAAGGAACCAGAGCUGUCUGAAGAUGACAAACUGCUACAAGAGGAGCUGACCAUGUUGGUGGAGAGGCUGGGGGAAAGCAACACCAAACUGUACAAGCCAGCUCUGGAAUCCCUGCGGAAGAUGAUCCGAGAAUCCACCAGUUCCAUGACGUCUGUUCCCAAACCUCUCAAGUUCCUGCGGCCCCACUACAACACACUCAAGACUGUGUACGAGAAGAUGCAAGGGGAAAACAAGCGUUUUUGUGCGGAUAUCGUGUCUGUGCUUGCCAUGGUGAACAGCGACCAGAGGGAGUGUCUGAAGUUCCGUAUGUUGGGAUCCAAGGAAGAGUUGGGCUCCUGGGGACACGAAUAUGUCAAACACCUGGCAUCCGAGAUCGCGACGGAAUGGCAGGAGCUUGGAGACGAGGACGCGGCCAGGAAGGACCAGCUGAUCACGCUGGCGAAGGAGAUCGUCCCGUACAACAUGCAGCACAACGCGGAGGCAGACGCCUGCGACCUGCUGAUGGAGAUAGAGCGGCUGGAUCUGCUGGAGAACUAUGUGGAUGAGAGCAUGUACCAGCGGGUCUGCCUCUAUCUUACCAGAUGUGUAGAGUAUGUACCAGAACCAGAGGACGCCAUGUUGUUGCGGACUGCCCUCAACAUUUUCCGCAAGUUCAACCGCUACCCGGAGGCCCUGCGCUGCGCCGUGAAACUGAACGACACAGAACUCGUGAAGGACAUUUUCACAACGUGUAAAAGGGGGUUGGUACAGAAACAGAUGGCCUUCAUGCUGGGCAGACAGCAGGUGUAUGUGGAGUUACCAGAUGAACUGGAGGAUUUUGAUGACCUAAUGGAGAUCAUGUCUAAUGUUCACCUCAAUAACAACUUCCUGGCACUGGCUAGAGAGUUGGACAUCAUGGAACCCAAAGUUCCGGAAGACAUCUACAAGUCUCAUCUCGAGUCAACGAGACCAGGAUUCGGAGCCAGCGGGGCCCAGGUGGACUCUGCUCGACAGAACCUGGCCUCCUCCUUCGUUAACGGCUUCGUUAAUGCAGGUUUUGGACAGGACAAACUCCUGAUGGAGGACGGUAACAAAUGGCUGUACAAGAACAAAGAACAUGGCAUGAUGAGUGCGACGGCGUCCUUGGGUCUGAUCCUGCUGUGGGAUGUGGACGGGGGUCUGACACAGAUCGACAAGUACCUCUACUCUUCAGAGGACUACAUCAAGUGUGGGUUCUCAUAUGUCGGGAUAACUCAGACUUUCUUGUCGCUCUGA
Branchiostoma floridae (Florida lancelet) is the source of this 1424-nucleotide messenger RNA. Its product is annotated as 26S proteasome non-ATPase regulatory subunit 2-like. The record is from RefSeq and is a predicted model, not a curated record. Gene Ontology annotation, cellular component: proteasome regulatory particle, base subcomplex; proteasome storage granule; nucleus. Gene Ontology annotation, biological process: proteasome-mediated ubiquitin-dependent protein catabolic process. The transcript has 11 exons. Lineage: Eukaryota; Metazoa; Chordata; Leptocardii; Amphioxiformes; Branchiostomatidae. The coding region runs from base 84 to 1424 and encodes 446 amino acids.